Messenger RNA from Rubroshorea leprosula, 1772 nucleotides. The record is from the annotation of a GenBank genome assembly. NCBI's taxonomy places the organism in Eukaryota, Viridiplantae, Streptophyta, Magnoliopsida, Malvales, Dipterocarpaceae.
GGUGAAAUAGUUCAUGUAUCUCUUGUUUUAAUGCUCCUAGCACUUGGUGAUCCUUUAGAACUCGUUGAUGGGGUUUGUAGUGAUGCUGGUGGGCUUUGCAGUGAUGCUGGUGGGAGUAGGAUCAAUGUGGAUGAGGCAUUUAAUAAGGUUGGUGAAAGGAAGGAAAAUAACAGUGAUGAACAGGAUGGAAUAUUUAAUGAGGCUGGUAGUUAUAGGAGCAUAGAACAUGGGGACCACUUUGUUGCUGGAAGUAAUGAUGUCCAAAAUGAUUGUUUUCCUCAACAACAUGAUAUAAAUAAUGUUGAAGAACUUGAGGAAAAUGAGGAUGAGCAUGGGUUUGAGGAUUUUCCUGAUUUGUCUGACAAUGAAGAUGAUGAGACUAUUCUAACAAGGGAUAAUUUGAGGCAUUACAAGGUGACUCAACAGCAUGCUGAUAAUAUAAACAUUGUUGUUCAAGGUGAGUAUGAUGUAGAAAUACACUGUGAUGAUGAAGUAAGUUACCAAACCAUAAGUGAUGAAGAGGACAGUGAAGCAGAACUUGGUAUCAGAAGAAAAGCAAGGCAUCCUGUCUUUGAUGAAAUUAACACAAGAGGACUAGCUUCCCUGCGUAUGAAUAGGGCAGAUGUUUUUGAGGCAAUUUGGGAUGAUUUAGGUGUGGAGUUGACACCUAUGCAACGCAAGAAGACAAAGGAUAAAUUGAGGAACAAAUCUGAAAGUGUUUCUAAUGCUGAAUACAGCAGGAUGUACGACUGUUUCAAUGCGUUGAAGAAGGGAUUCCUUACUAGAUGCAGACGUGUAAUAGGACUUGAUGGUGCAUUCCUCAAAGAACUGAGGAAAGAUUUGUUUAUGGCUGAUGGGAGCAAGUUUUGCAUUAUGUUUGACCAACAAAAGGGACUUAUUAAGGCUAUGGAGGAGCUCUUCCCAUGUGCUGAAAACAGGUUCUAUGCUAGACAUAAGUACAGCAAUUGUAGGAAGCAACAUAAGGGCAAGGAGUUGCAAAAGGCAUUUUGGAAGUGUGUUAAGGCACGAACAAUACCUGAGUUCAGCAAAGCUAUGGAUGAGUUGACAUCAUUGAAACCUUCUACAAGGAACACUAUGUUAAACACAGAUCCAAACCAUUGGAUUCUCAAAUUCCUGAGUCAAGUGGUGAACCCAACUCCUGUCAAUGAUCCAAUGUCUGUGCAGAAGCAGAAUGAAGAGAAUACCAAUCCAGCAACUGUCCAGCAACCAAAAAAUAGAGGUCAAAGGAGUUCAAAAUUAGCAACUGGGAAUCCCCCUGCAGGUGCACCACAUGCCACUAUAGAAACUCCACAGCAACCUAGAAAAAGAGUGAAGACAACUGCAAAAGAACCACCAAGACAUAGGGCAAAAAGUAUUGGUAAUAGGUCAAACCAAUAAAAAAGGAAGUGUUGCAAAGUGUUUGAUACUGGACAAUUGGUAGUAUAUUUUGCUUUGUGCUUGUGUUUGGCCAACUAUCAAAACUCUUGUGUUGAAGCUUUAUGACAUGUGCUACUUAGUAUGCUUUACAAUUGAUGGGUAAGCUGGAUUUUUGGUAAAAAUGAGACAGUUGAUUGGCAAACUAGUUUUUGAUGUAUGCUUGAUACUUGACACUAAAAAUGAGAGAUCUUUUGUGUGUAAGCAUUGCCUAAUACUUUGUACUAUGUGUAUCUAAUCUUUGUUUUUUUGGUAAUUUUAUGUGUAUCUUGAUUGUUUGGUUUUAUGCACUUACUACCCAGCAUUGGGAAAAUAUGCAUUAAAUUUCCCUAAUUUCU